UCCAGAAUCAUAGCUGAUAUUUCGUUUAAUUAUAUAAGUUAUUAUUAUUUAUGGGUUUAGUUUAUUAGAAUAACGCUUUAACGGAGAGUUAGCACAGGAAUUAGCACGUUUGCGCUAAUGUAAUCUAAGCAGUUGAAAGAAUUCAUACGUGCACUAUGAGUGUUGUGCUGGUUAUUUAAGUUGGAGAUUGAUCUGCGUGUCCAUGGGGAAGAGGAAAGACAUGAUUCAUCCCAGAUUUCUCGCAGCAGGCGGGGAUGAUUAUAACCUCCACAAGAAGAAACACAAAAAGCACAAGAAGCACAAGAAGAAGCACCACCGCGAUGAAGGCCACGGUUUCUCCUCUGAGGCUCUGGAGUCAGACUCGGGCCUGCUGAUCGUCAAACCUCCUCAACUCAAACUCAAGAUCAAACUCGGCGGACAGACGCUGGGCACCAAGAGUGUUCCCACUUUCACUGUGCUGCCGGACUCCCUGCGCUCCGUGUCUCCUCUGAAUGUGACCGUGGACAGUGAUGAUGAAGAUGAUGAUGACGAUGAAGACUCUGAUGAUGAAGUGCCGUCAGAGGGAGUUCCUAUAGAGCAGUACAGAGCUUGGCUGGAUGAGGACAGUAACCUGGAGCCGUCCGGAGAUCUGCCGGACAUGGAUACUGACUCUCUGCUGGGCCCGGUGGACGAGGAGGAGCAGUGGCUGGACGCGCUGGAGAAAGGAGAGCUGGACGAUAACGGAGAGCUGAAGAAGGAGAUCGACGAGUCUCUGCUCACCGCCAGACAGAAAGCGCUGUUACAUAAGCAGCAGAUCCAGCCGUUACUGGAGCUCCCCAUGGGCUACAAAGAGAAAGAGCUGACGGCUGAGAUGAUGCAGAAACGAGAGGAACGAGCUCGAAAAAGACGUCUCCAGGCGGCCAAGAAGGCGGAGGAGAACAAGAACCAGACCAUCGAGAGGCUGACCAAGACCAGCAAGGCCAAGAUCAAGAGCCUGAAGGAGCGCAGGGGCCGACAGACGCAGGUGCCGAUGGUGCGCUACAGCAGCAGUGCUCAGGGAUCAUGUGUUUCAUACCCUUCCGGGAUCCCCGUCCCGACGCCCACAGCACCGCCCGCGCCCCCAUCUGCGCCUCUGAACUGCGGCGUAGAGGGAUGCGCAAACCUGAAGAAGUACUGCUGCUCCAGGACUGGCACGCCGCUCUGCAGUCUGGAGUGCUACAGGAAAAACCUCGUCCUGCUGCAGGGAGUCGCUUAGAGUGUGUGUGUGUGUGUGUGUGUGUUCACCCAUAAAUAAAAUUAGACAUGGUUUACUGUAUAGCUGGGGGAAGGAACUCCUAUACACCAAUAGGAUGCGUUGAGGGCGAGUAAAUCAUGGCCUAAUGUUAAUUUGUGGGUGAACUGAGCCUUUAAAUAUAAAUAUUUUGUGCAAUUAUGUUGAACAGGACAGAAAAAACAAAGACUAUUAGAGAGAAAUCAUGGUGGAGAUUAGUUUGUGCGCGUUCACAAUUCACCAAACACAAGCAGUGACUUUAUGAUCAGGUGUAGUUCAUUUACAUUAGUUAACUCGUGUUGUUAAAGGGAUAGUUCACCCAUAAAUGGAAAUCUAAUGUUAAUUUACUCACCCUCAGGUAAUUUGAAAGGAUAAAAUGAGCAUUUACUCAUUAUUUACUUUCCCUUAAGUGGUUUUAAACCUUUAUGAAUUUCUUUUUUACAGUUGAACACAAGAGAAGAGAGUUUGAGGAAUGUUGGAAACCUAUAACCUUUGACUUCCGUAAAAUGAAAAACAAAUACUAUAGAAUUCAAUGGUUACGUUUCCAACAUUACAAAAACUAGCCUAGCGCACCAUCUGCUGUUAAAAACUAGCCUACAGCGCUACCUGUUGUUAAAAACUAGCCUGGAGUACUAUCUGCUGUUAAAAGCUAGCCUAUAGCGCCAUCUGCUGUUAGAAAAUUUCGUAGUAGGAAAAAUAUAUACUAUGGAAGUCAGUGGUUACCACUUUCCAACAUUCUUCAAAAUAACUUCUUUUAAGAUGUCUACUGUUAAAUCUAGCCUAGAGCGCCAUCUGCUGUUAAAAACUAGCCUAGAGCGACAUCCGCUGUUAAAAACUAGCCUAGAGCGACAUCCGCUGUUAAAAGCUAGCCUAGAUCGCCAUCCGCUGUUAAAAACUAGCCUAGAGCGACAUCCGCUGUUAAAAGCUAGCCUAGAGCGACAUCCGCUGUUAAAAGCUAGCCUAGAGCGACAUCCGCUGUUAAAAGCUAGCCUAGAGCAACAUCCGCUGUUAAAAUCUAGCCUAGAGCAACAUCCGCUGUUAAAAGCUAGCCUAGAGCGACAUCCGCUGUUAAAAGCUAGCCUAGAGCGACAUCCGCUGUUAAAAGCUAGCCUAGAGCAACAUCCGCUGUUAAAAUCUAGCCUAGAGCAACAUCCGCUGUAAAAAACUAGCCUAGAGCGACAUCCGCUGUUAAAAGCUAGCCUAGAGCGACAUCCGCUGUUAAAAGCUAGCCUAGAGCGACAUCCACUGUUAAAAACUGGCCUAGAGCGCCAUCCGCUGUUAAAAGCUAGCUUAAAGCGACAUCCGCUGUUUAAAACUAGCCUAGUGCGACAUCCGCUGUUAAAAACUAGCCUAGAGCGACAUCCGCUGUUAAAAGCUAGCCUAGAGCGACAUCCGCUGUUAAAAGCUAGCCUAGAGCGACAUCCGCUGUUAAAAACUAGCCUAGAGCGACAUCCGCUGUUAAAAACUAGCCUAGAGCGACAUCCGCUGUUAAAAGCUAGCCUAGAGCGACAUCCGCUGUUAAAAGCUAGCCUAGAGCAACAUCCGCUGUUAAAAGCUAGCCUAGAGCGACAUCCGCUGUUAAAAGCUAGCCUAGAGCAACAUCCGCUGUUAAAAUCUAGCCUAGAGCGACAUCCGCUGUUAAAAGCUAGCCUAGAGCGACAUCCGCUGUUAAAA
Danio aesculapii is the source of this 2923-nucleotide messenger RNA. It is a transcript of the gene ino80b, whose product is annotated as INO80 complex subunit B. The transcript is spliced from 5 exons. NCBI's taxonomy places the organism in Eukaryota, Metazoa, Chordata, Actinopteri, Cypriniformes, Danionidae. Gene Ontology annotation, biological process: chromatin remodeling. The coding region runs from base 203 to 1234 and encodes 343 amino acids. Gene Ontology annotation, cellular component: Ino80 complex. The record is from RefSeq and is a predicted model, not a curated record.